AUGAUGGAUUCUACGUCUCGGCCGACUUCCCUAGCACUCCCGCUCAACCUGGGCCGUCCUCAUCAGCAGACCCCCGUCCACCCAACAACCGCCCGCCAGAACCCAUCGCCUGAUCCGCCUUCCCGGCGCGAUUCCGAGUCCUCUCAAUCUAGCGAAGACGAGGGCUCGGUUGCCGAGGCUUCGUUGCCCCUGAGCCUCGAUACUACCUCAUCGGCCCAUCAUCCCGACUUGUCGUCUCGGUAUCACAUCCUCCGCUCGUUUCAAUCGAUCGAGCACAACGCGCCGGGCCUGAGUUUUGCUACGAACGACGACUCGUGCCCUUCUGAGAUCGAUGAGCUCGCUUACGAUGGCUCGUCGGAAGAAGGGGGCCAAGGAUACAUAACCCACCCUGCAGGAACAACGCGGGCCGGACCGUCGAGCCGAAAAAGACCAGCCGCUGACAGCUUGGCACGCAAUUCAAAGAAGGGCCGCACCGUUCUUCCACCCGAUGGUCCAAUCAUCUUCACAGAACAGGCCGAUCCAUUGCUGCUUCAGUUCACUGCACACCUUGGCUUCCGGAGAGCAGAAGUCAUGCUCGGACAGUUCAAGAGAAUCGUGUUUGCGUUUCCCGACAAUCCUGGUGGCCAUCGCCAUGAGCAACGAGCGCCCUUGCGAUUUGCUCGCUAUGGCCUCUGGGUCGGUGAGUGGGUAUCUGCAGUUUCUGCAAGGUUUCCCCAGUUUUUCCUUAUUCCCACGAGCUACCUCGACAACGGCGCCUCUCACAUAAACAAAGAGAAACUCCUGGCGUUGGUUGGUCAAGAUUCAUCUGAUCGGCCUCCACUGGCCUUCUGUGAAGCACUGUUUCUGCGCGUCGCCGAAGGGUUUGUGAAGCUCGUGAGGGUGAAGGAGGCCUUGGCGCAUACGAUCUAUAUUUCCAUGCUUGUCUCUAGCUCGAAAAAGCCUUACGAAGAACUCCCCAGUGCCCUGCGCAGCUAUACCGACAUCGGCUUCUUCCAAGCGCUAGUCGCACGAAUCCGAUCGAUGCUGUCGUGCAUCACAGGUCUCCAACAAAAAGUCAGGGGCAGCGAUUCGACCAACAUGUCAGCACUGGCAUGCUUUGCAGUGGGUGGGGUACGUGGCCUGCUUCUUGGCCCCCCCUCUGAUCGUAUCUGCACGCCCAGUGGAGCGGCCCAACAUAUCGCUCUAAUCGCUAUGGGUACGACGCAUCGUGAUCCCGAGCCUUAUUGGCACAAAACACACACCCUCAUUCUCCGUCUUCUCCGCUCCUCAUUUGCGGAUCAUCGCCUGGCGGAUCUGAAUGAGGUUCACUUGGCGGACGCGCUGGCUUCAGACUUCUUGCAUGUUUGGUCCGCAACGGGUGAGCCGGUCCCAUGGCUCAAGCCAAGGGCUCGCAAGGCAGUACGUCCGCCAAACAUCGACCUCAACAAUCUAUAG
Messenger RNA from Puccinia triticina, 1434 nucleotides. RefSeq lists its product as uncharacterized. The record is from RefSeq and is a predicted model, not a curated record. The transcript is spliced from 5 exons. Bases 1 to 1434 code for a protein of 477 amino acids. NCBI's taxonomy places the organism in Eukaryota, Fungi, Basidiomycota, Pucciniomycetes, Pucciniales, Pucciniaceae.